AUGCGGUUAUCUCCUCGGUUAUGGAACCAAUUGGUGCCGAUAGCACAACGACCAUCUGUUUCCGGAAAUGGGCCUUUUGUUGAACUUCCGCGGUUCAAAACCGUAGGGGAACCCUCGCGUAUGCUCAAUGUCACGAUUCCUGCUUCUGGGUGUGUCAAUAUUCGCCUGGGAUUCAUGAUAGGAGUCGAUGGAGAUGUCAACGGGAUCAUGUCUACUGCAACAAAUCACAAUGGCCUUGAGUAUCACGCUAUACAACCGCUUAAGUCGGUGCUGGUAUUGAUAGCGGGCCGUUCAGCUAAUUACGCUUUACUUGACAACACAGACAAUGAACAAUGGACUGUGCUUGAUCAGCGUCAUAUUAUAGCUUGGUCGGGCUUAAAUUUUGAUUUGAUUCCCACAAUGGUUCUCUCCAGGCUUGCGAGUUAUCAAGGUAUUGGUGUGGGCACGUUGGUGGUAAAUUGUGAUGAAAUCGGCAACUUAUACAAUGUUGAGGUAAGAAAUGGUGAAAAUUUUCUUAUCAAUCCUAAUGCAAUCAUAGCAACGACUACUCCCAUCGAAUAUAAGGUUCUCAAAAAGGCGAGAGUCCAACUUGAUUGGUCUAAAUGGUUACCUCAUAUCUCAUUGCCACGCCUGGGUUUAUUUGGAACUUUAGGUGUAAGAUGGGAUGAUAUCAAGGAAAAGAUUAUUACCAAAGAGACACGUCAGUUUUUUGGCAAGUUGUUGAUCUGCUGGCACGAGUGCAAACAAUGGGUCUCUCAUAAGAUUCUUCGUCGCAUACAUGAAACUCCAAUCUAUGCUCAAGUGAAGGGGCCUGCAAAGCUCUUACUUAAUACGAAGCUGUCAGUGGCGAACAGAAAAAUGUUCACCAAUUCCGAGAUAGAUUAUAUUAGGGGGCAUAAGAUAUAA
This is a messenger RNA of Diutina rugosa, 906 nucleotides long. RefSeq lists its product as uncharacterized. Gene Ontology annotation, cellular component: mitochondrial inner membrane. The coding region runs from base 1 to 906 and encodes 301 amino acids. The record is from RefSeq and is a predicted model, not a curated record. The transcript has a single exon. NCBI's taxonomy places the organism in Eukaryota, Fungi, Ascomycota, Pichiomycetes, Serinales, Debaryomycetaceae. Gene Ontology annotation, biological process: inner mitochondrial membrane organization.